AUGCUGAGCUCGCCUGACUUCUCACUCUCUCAGUAUGAGGUUUCUUCUCGAAACGGAUUCCUGCCGGAAGCGCCUCUACAGCCCUUGCAAGAUCCUUACUACGCACCGUGGGAAGCUGCUGCCAGAGACUUGACUGCAAGUAUUGCGACUGGCAAACUCAGACAGGCCGUAGACAGCCUCCCUGUCUUAUCGACCUCCGAGUUGCAAGCAGAAUCAGAAUGGAGGAGAGCAUAUGUUAUACUCGCCUACCUUACACAUGCCUAUGUCUGGGGUGGUGAACAGCCCAAGGAUAGCUUGCCUCCUGCAAUCUCCAUACCGUUCCUAGAGGUAUCUAGCCAUCUAGAGCUACCUCCCUGCGCCACCUAUGCCGCCCUCAACCUCUGGAACUUCGCAACCUCAUCUCCCACCUCAGAUCUUACCUGCGUUGAUGACUUAUCCGUGACAUUAUCGUUCACCGGGACGAAAGACGAGCAAUGGUUCUUCAUGAUCUCCGUCGCAAUGGAGGCCAGGGGAGCACAGCUGAUCCAGCUUAUGCUUGACACAAUCCGCGCUGUGACUGCCGAUGACAAACAGCGAGUGACAGGAAACCUCAUCCAGGUGAGAGAAGGCAUCCGGGAAAUAGGCGCGAUCCUCGAACGCAUGUAUGAGCAUUGCCGUCCCGCUGUUUUCUUCCAUCAGCUCCGUCCCUACCUUGCUGGCAGCAAGAACAUGGCCGCUGCUGGCCUACCCAGCGGUCUCUUCUACGACGUUGGCGAAGGAAAGGGCGAGUGGCGUCAACACAGCGGUGGCAGCAACGCCCAGAGCUCUCUUAUCCAAACUCUCGAUAUCUUCCUCGGCGUGGAACAUUCGGCUACUGGAGACCCAACCGGCCAACGCUCCAAGACCCAGCCCCCUGUCAAAGGUGGAUUCAUCAAGGAGAUGCGGAAUUACAUGCCCGGCCCUCAUCGCCGCUUCCUGGAGAUGCUGACUCGGAAUUCUAACAUUCGCACAUUCGCAAUGAGCCACAAGCUCGACUCCCCAGUCCGAGACGCAUACAACGCCGCUGUCAUGGCAAUGGGCGUGUUUCGUGAUAAGCACAUUCAGAUCGUGACAAGGUACAUCAUCAUGGCCUCAAAGCUGCCGCCCCCUGAGAAAGAACCUAUUCGGUGGAACUUGGCCUCUUCGACCAGUGAUAAGAUGAAGAGCUCGGAUGUGGAUGUCUCCGAGGGGGUCAGCGGAACUGGUGGAACAGAUCUAAUCCCAUUCCUCAAACAGACACGAGAUGCCACCAAGGCGGCAGCUAACUAUGCUGACUGA
Molecule: messenger RNA, 1296 nt
Organism: Aspergillus calidoustus
Lineage: Eukaryota; Fungi; Ascomycota; Eurotiomycetes; Eurotiales; Aspergillaceae
Source: the annotation of a GenBank genome assembly